ACCCAGUCCGGCAGCAUCAACAACAUCUUCAUGCACUUCUACGGCGUGAGCGCCUUCGCCAUCGACUGGCUCUCCAUGAGCUACAUGCUCACCUACAUCCCCCUGCUCUUCCCCGUCGCCUGGCUGCUGGACAAGAGGGGCCUGCGCUUCAUUGCCCUGGCCGGCUCGGCCCUCAACGCUCUGGGCGCCUGCGUGAAGCUGGGCAGCCUGAAGCCGCACCUCUUCCCCAUCACCGUCCUGGGGCAGGUCAUCUGCUCCCUGGCCCAGGUCUUCAUCCUGGGCAUGCCCUCCCGCAUCGCCUCUGUCUGGUUCAGCUCCCGCGAGGUCUCCACCGCCUGCUCCAUCGCUGUCUUUGGGAACCAGCUCGGCAUUGCUGUGGGCUUUCUGGUCCCUCCAGUUCUGGUUCCCAAUGUGGAGGAUGUGGAGAAGCUGGCUUACCAUAUCAGCAUCAUGUUCUUCAUGACUGCAGGCGUGGCAACAGCCCUAUUCAUCCUGGUCAUCAUAGUCUUCAAGGAGAAGCCCCCGCACCCUCCGAGCCGAGCUCAGGCCUUGAUCCAGUCAAGACUGACAGAGGAGUAUUCCUACGUGCAAUCAAUCCUCCGUCUCCUCCGCAAUGCCAACUUUUUGCUGCUUAUGGUCACUUACGGUCUGAAUACAGGUUGCUUCUACGCCCUGUCCACUCUGCUGAACCGCGUGGUGAUCCAUCACUACCCAGGGGAGGAGGUGAAUGCUGGCAGGAUCGGACUCACCAUUAUACUGUCGGGGAUGGUUGGGGCUCUGAUCUCCGGCAUCUGGUUGGACAGAACCAAAACGUACAAACAGACAACACUAGUCGUCUAUGUCAUGUCUCUGGUGGGAAUGAUAACCUACACCUUCACUCUGAGCCUAGGCCACCUCUGGGUGGUGUUUGUGACUGCAGGCAUGCUGGGGUUUUUCAUGACAGGAUACCUUCCCCUGGGCUUUGAGUUUGCUGCAGAGUUGACAUACCCAGAAUCAGAAGGAACAUCAUCAGGGCUCCUUAAUGUCUCAGCACAGAUUUUUGGUAUCGCCUUCACCAUUGGCCAAGGACAAAUCAUUGAUCACUUUGGGACGAAGGCAGGAAACCUCUUUCUUUGUUCCUUCCUGUUCCUGGGGACCAUUAUGACAGCAUUCAUUAAGGCUGAUCUCCGAAGACAGCAGGCCAAUUUGGAUAAUGAACAGACAAGACUCCAAGGCAUCAAUCAGAUCACGGAUUAUGGGACUGUAGCUUGUAACCCUAACCCUAUGAAUUCCCAUUCCUGCUCACUAGCUCAUACACAAAGGUAG
Molecule: messenger RNA, 1305 nt
Organism: Nipponia nippon (crested ibis)
Lineage: Eukaryota; Metazoa; Chordata; Aves; Pelecaniformes; Threskiornithidae
Gene: FLVCR2
Product: FLVCR choline and putative heme transporter 2
Biological process (GO): heme export; transmembrane transport
Cellular component (GO): membrane
Molecular function (GO): heme transmembrane transporter activity; heme binding
Source: RefSeq, a predicted model, not a curated record